Molecule: messenger RNA, 1900 nt
Organism: Radiomyces spectabilis
Lineage: Eukaryota; Fungi; Mucoromycota; Mucoromycetes; Mucorales; Radiomycetaceae
Product: arginyl-tRNA synthetase
Exons: 5
Coding region: 32-1783 (583 amino acids)
Biological process (GO): arginyl-tRNA aminoacylation; mitochondrial translation
Cellular component (GO): cytoplasm; mitochondrion
Molecular function (GO): arginine-tRNA ligase activity; ATP binding
Source: RefSeq, a predicted model, not a curated record
CUCAAAUAACCACGGACACAGGGCACUGGUCAUGGCGGCAGUUGGGCGAUUCAAGCAUGCAAUUGCCAAGCAGUUAUCUUUGAUCACAACAUGUUGUGAACCUCAAAUAUUGCAAGCCAUAAGAACACCGCCCAAGAAAACAAACGCACAGUUUGCCGUGUCAUUAGCUAAACUGGCGGCCACACUGCGACAAGAUCCCAAUGUCAAUCUGCCGAAUAAUCCUUCGAUCUGGUGCAAAGCAACUGCCAACAAAAUCCAGGCCAAUGAUCUGAUUGCCACAGCGACGGCGGACGGAAGCAAUCUCAACUUUGGCGUCCAACAGACUGAAUUCACCAAGCAAGUGCUUCAAGAAGUAUACCAUGAGAAAACGACUUAUGGUUGGGCCCACAUCCCGAAACCUCGGGAGAAACCCACGGUAGUCAUCGAUUAUAGUUCACCUAAUAUCGCCAAACCAUUUCAUGCUGGCCACUUGCGAAGUACCAUUAUGGGCAACUUUGCAAAACGGAUUCAUCAGGCCAUGAAUUAUAAGGUAGUUGGUAUCAAUUACUUGGGCGACUGGGGAAAGCAGUACGGUUUGUUGGCAGUUGGAUUUGAACGUUACGGUGACGAAGACGAGCUGAAAAAAAAUCCGAUCCAUCAUCUGUAUGACGUCUAUGUAAAAAUCAAUGUUGACGCUCGUGAAGACCCGGAAAUUGAUCGGCUCGCGAAUGCGUACUUUAAGCGCAUGGAAGAAGGCGAUGAAAAGGCUUUAUUGCAAUGGCGCCGUUUCCGCAACUUGAGUAUCGAAUCAUACACUGGUAUCUACGAUCGACUGGAUAUCCAAUUCGAUAUGUACAGUGGUGAAUCGCAAAUUCAUGACUAUAUUCCUCACGUAUACCAACAUUUGCAGCGACAAAAUCUGCUCACCAAAACGGACGAUGGUGCUUAUGCUGUGGAUCUCGAAAAAUACAACCUGGGCAAAGCCAUGAUACAGCGGGCCGACGGUACUAGUCUCUAUCUUACGCGCGAUUUGGCUAGCUUGCUCAUGCGACGCGACAAAUUCAAAUUCUCAAAGGCAUUGUAUGCCGUAGGCGUGGAACAAGAAGGCUAUUUCAAGCAAUUAUUCAAAGUAGCGGAAUUGAUGUUUCCGGAAGAUGCGUGGGCAAAACAGUUACAGCAUGUGGGUUUUGGUCGUAUCAACGGUAUGUCGACCCGCAAAGGUACAGCGGUUUUCCUGCAAGAUAUCCUGGAUGCGGCUCAAGAUAAAAUCAUGGACUAUAUGCGAAAUGACACGGCGAAAUACGAACUUAUUGGAGAAGACGGAGCCAAAAUGAUUGCGGAUCAAUUGGGUGUCUCAGCCAUUUUGAUCCAAGAUAUGAAGUCCAAACGAAAUAAGAACUACACCUUUUCAUGGGAUCGCAUGACCGAUGCACGAGGAGACACGGGCGUUUUUCUCCAAUAUGCACAUGCGCGGGCUUGCGGUAUUGAACGCAAGGCAGAGAUUGACAUUCGCCCCAACUGCGAUUUUGACUUGUUAAAAGAGGAUGAAGCUUUUGAACUGGUACAAAUGAUUUCGCAAUUCCCAGAACAGGUGGAAAUGUCGUUCACCACGUUAGAACCGUGUACUUUGGUGAAUUAUCUUUUCAAAUUAUCCCAUGCAACAAGCUUGGCCAGCCAUUCUCUUCGUGUCAAAGGAUCCGAGCCAUCGGUAGCUGAAGCAAGAAUGUUGCUCUUUUGGGCUGCACGAACAACACUUCAUAAUGGCCUGUCACUUCUUGGUAUUCGACCCUUGGAACAAAUGUAGUCCUGACAGACCGUCUCUUCAUCCUAAAUUCGUUUUCCGCAUUGUUUAAAAGACAUCAUUACUUCAUCCCACCUCUUGUAAUUAUUACCGCAAAAAUAAAAAGUUACUGAUCUGUCC